Messenger RNA from Leptonychotes weddellii (Weddell seal), 6695 nucleotides. The record is from RefSeq and is a predicted model, not a curated record. Lineage: Eukaryota; Metazoa; Chordata; Mammalia; Carnivora; Phocidae.
GGCAGUCGCUUAACCAACUGAGCCACCCAGGUGCCCAACCUCUUCCAUUUCUUAACCCCCUUCAUUUCAUCCUCUUGCCAUUUCCACUGCAUUCUCCUUCCUUCUAAAUCCCCAAAUAUAUUCAAGUUAUGUAUUCUGUCUCGUUGGCUUUUUCUCUUUGGUCUGUAAAUUCCAUCAUGCAGCCUACCAGUCACCCUGCACCUGAUCUGUGUCUCAAGGUUCCAUCCCCUCCAUGUAGUCUUUUCCCUUGCCCUCAUUGCCUUUAUCUUUCUCCUUGUGUGUCCCAGGAGGUCAGGAUGGUGGGGGAACGGCGCAGCAGGGACCUCAUGGUGCCCUUGGGGCCCCGGCUGCAAGCAUAUCCUGAAGAGCUUAUUCGACAGCGGCCUGGGCAUGAUGGGCAUCCUGAAUACCUGAUCCGAUGGAGUGUUCUGAAGUGUGGGGAAGUGGGCAGAGUGGGUGUGGAAGAGGGCAAGACAGAGCACAUCCUCAUGUGGCUGUCAGCCCCCGAAGUCUACGCCAACUGCCCCAUGCUGUUAGGUGAGCGGGCACUAUCUAAGGGACCUCAGCAUGAACCAGCUGGGGGUUCAGGAAGCUUUCCCCGAGAUCCAGGAGGUCUGGAUGACACAGCAGUGGGAGAGAUGGAGGCUGAUGUGCGGGCGCUGGUGCGCAGGGCUGCCAGGCAGCUGGCAGAAGGUGGGACCUCGAGCCUCACAGCUGCUGUGCUCCACACCAUCCAUGUGCUCAGUGCCUAUGCCAGCAUCGGGCCCCUCACUGGGGUCUUCAGGGAGACGGGAGCCCUGGACCUGCUCAUGCACAUGUUAUGCAACCCUGAGCCUCAGAUCCGUCGGAGUGCGGGCAAGAUGCUACAGGCUCUGGCAGCCCACGAUGCUGGGAGUCGGGCUCACGUCCUUCUGUCACUGAGCCAGCAAGAUGGCAUCGAGCAGCACAUGGAUUUUGACAGCCGCUAUACUUUGCUGGAGCUGUUUGCAGAGACCACCUCCUCUGAGGAACACUGCAUGGCCUUUGAGGGCAUUCAUCUGCCUCAGAUCCCAGGAAAGCUGCUCUUCUCCCUGGUGAAACGCUACCUAUGUGUCACCUCCCUGCUGGAUCAGCUGAAUAAUAGCCCAGAGCCAGGGGCUGGAGACCGAGGCUCCCUGUCCUCAAGGGAGUUCGGCCGGGAGAAAAGCCGGGGGCAGCGGGAGCUGGAAUUCAGUAUGGCUGUGGGCAACCUCAUCUCCGAGCUGGUGCGGAGCAUGGGCUGGGCCCGGAACCUCAGUGAACAGAGCACAUUGCCACUGCGGCCUGCCCGCUCCAUCUUUCAGCCCUGCGUUUCAGGCCCUAGCCUUUUGCUCCCCACCAUGGUUGCCGCCCCCAGAAGGCAAGAGCGGGCCUUCCGCCAACGCUCUGAAUUCUCAAGCCGCUGUGGCUAUGGUGAGUAUGUGCGAGAGACGCUGCAGGCCGGGAUGCGAGUGCGCAUGCUGGAGGACUAUGAGGAGGUCAGCGCUGGGGACGAGGGCGAGUUCCGUCAGAGCAACAAUGGCGUGCCCCCCGUGCAGGUCUUCUGGCAGUCGACGGGCCGCACCUACUGGGUGCACUGGCACAUGCUGGAGAUCCUGGGCCCUGAGGAAGCUGCCGAGGAUGCGGCUUCAGGAGCUGUGGAGAAGGGGGCGGAGGCUCCUCUGCUGGGCACAGCGCUUCCUUCCUGGGACUGGAAACCUGUGGAUGGGCUCUACUCUUUGCCAUACCUCCAGCCCGAGCCCCAGAAGAAUGAGCAUUUGGGAUACCUGACCCAGGCCGAGUGGUGGGAGCUGCUCUUCUUCAUCAAGAAGCUGGACAUAUGUGAGCAGCAGCCAAUUUUCCAGAAUCUUCGGGAGAACCUGGAUGAGACCCUGGGUGACAAGGCCCUGGGUGACCUCUCCGUGCCUGUAGAGAUCGCUGAGGGUCUGCUGCAGGUGCUCAGCACUCGGUUUGAGGGCAGCACCCUCAGUGACCUGCUCAACUCCCAAAUCUACACCAAGUAUGGGCUGCUGCCCGAUGAACUAAGCAUCUCGUCCUCUUUACGAAGUCACUCCUGUACCCCAGAUCCAGAAGAGGAGUCCAAGUCAGAGGCCAACUUCUCAGAAGAAGAGACCGAGUCCCCCAAAGCAAAAGCUGAGCCCCCGAAGGCAGAUUCAGAACCUGCCAAGGGAAAAACUGAGCCCCCUGUGGCACAGAGUGAUUCACAGCUGUUUAACCAGCUUCUGGUGAUGGAGGGGAUUGCUCUGCCCCCUGAGAUGAAGGAGGCAGCCAGUGAAAUGGCUAGAGGCUUGCGGGGUCCUGGUCCGCGCAGCUCCCUGGAUCAGCAUGUGGCAGCGGUCGUGGCCACCGUGCAGAUAUCCAGCUUGGACACAAACCUGCAGCUUUCAGGGCUCUAUGCCCUCUCUCAGGCCGUGGAGGAGGUCACUGAUCGGGACCACCCUCUGGUCCGUCCCGACAGAUCCCUGAGGUUAGUUAGAAUGGUGGGGAGGGAGGAGGGGUUUGGUUUAAGCUGCCAUCAGGGGAGGAUCUGCCCACAACUAACUGCUUCCACAUCCCCGUUGCAGGCACUGAAGAUGCUGGCCAUUGCCAACUCCACGGAGAUCCCCACUUUUGUUACUGGCCGAGACCCUCUCCACCCUUUGUUUGAUGCCCAGAUGACCAGAGAGAUCUUCGCCAGCAUCGACUCAGCUACCCAGCCAGGCUCUGAGAGCCUUCUCCUUACUGUCCCUGCAGCCGUGAUCCUGAUGCUGAACACAGAGGGGUGCUCCUCCGCAGUGAGAAACGGUCUGCUCCUGCUCAACCUGCUUCUGUGCAACCACCACACUCUGGGGGACCAGAUUAUAACCCGAGAGCUGAGGGACACCUUGUUCAGGCACUCUGGGAUAGCACCGGGGACAGAGCCCAUGCCUACCACACGCACCAUCCUCAUGAUGCUCCUCAAUCGCUACUCAGAGCCACCGGGCAGUCCUGAGCACACAGCAGCACUGGAAACCCCUGGUGCCCAGGGCCAGGAUGGGUCCCCUGAGCGCCUGAUCCGAUCCCUGGUGGGGGGCCCGUCUGCAGAGCUCCUUCUGGGCUUGGAGCGGGUGCUGUGCCGUGAGGGCAGCCGAGGGGGUGCUGUGAGGCCCCUGCUCAAGCGCCUCCAGCAGGAGACCCAGCCCUUCCUCCUGUUGUUGAGGACUCUGGAUGCCCCGGGGCCCAACAAAACUCUGCUGCUGACCGCACUGAGGAUCAUGACCCGGCUGCUGGAUCACCCUGAGGCGAUGGCCCUCCCCUGGCACGAGGUCUUGGAGCCCUGCCUCAACUGUCUCAGUGGCCCUAGCAGCGACUCUGAGAUUGUUCAGGAGCUGCUCUGCUUUCUGCAUCGGCUGGCCUCAAUGCAUAAGGACUAUGCUGUAGUUCUCUGCUGCCUGGGAGCCAAAGACGCCCUCUCCAAAGUCCUGGACAAGCACUCGGCUCAGCUGCUGCUGGCCUGUGAGCUUCGGGACCUCGUGACAGAGUGUGAGAAACAUGCCCAGCUCUACAGUAACCUCACCUCCAGCAUCCUGGCUGGUUGCAUUCAGAUGGUGCUGGGCCAGAUCGAAGACCACAGACGGACCCACCAACCCAUCAACAUCCCCUUCUUUGACGUAUUCCUCAGGCAUCUCUGCCAGGGCUCCAGUGUGGAAGUGAAGGAGGACAAGUGCUGGGAGAAGGUGGAGGUGUCCUCCAACCCACACCGGGCCAGCAAGCUGACGGACCGCAACCCCAAAACCUACUGGGAGUCCAACGGCAGCACCGGCUCCCACUACAUCACCUUGCACAUGCACCGUGGUGUUCUUGUCAGUUUUCAAAAUAAUGUGUUCGUUCCUCCAGCAUCCUCCAAAGAGAUAACCGAUGUGUGGGUCUUUAAAAACCGUCAGCUCCUUGAGGGCAAAACCCAGGUCUCUCCUCUCUGGUGUUUCUUUCGUGGAACCUGCCUGGUGUGGGGUGAGGCACAGGGUGGGCUCCCAGAUACCUGUGGCUCAGCAGGGAGGCAGAAACAGAGGAGUCUGAGCUCUGGAAGCUUGACAAGUCACUUCAGUGGGGGCCCUCCUCCCCACAGAGAUCAGCAGGAACAGAGCUUAACUAAUAGUACAUCCUGGCCUCAGCCUCUAACCCCCUCGCUUCCCCUGCUCUUUGUCUCUCCUCUUCUCUUCCCUGCUCUCCCAGGUCAGAAUCAUCCAGUCCUGGACAUGGGACCCCAUCGGCGGCUGCAGUGGACGUGGCUGGGCCGGGCUGAGCUGCAGUUUGGGGACCAGACCCUGCAUGUGUCCACCGUGCAGAUGUGGUUGCUGUUGCAUUUCAAUCAGACAGAGGAGAUGUCUGUAGAGACUCUGUUGAAGAAUUCUGACCUCACCCCAGAACUACUGCUCCAGGCACUUCUGCCCCUCACCUCAGACAAUGGCCCUUUGAUCCUGCAUGAGGGUCAGGGCUUUCCACACAGGGGUGUGCUGCGGCUUCGGACGCCUGGGUCCCGGCGCUCUGGGGAGGCCCUGUGGCUGAUACCUCCCCAGACGCACCUGAAUGUCGAGAAGGAUGAGGGCCGAACUCUGGAACAGAAGAGGAACCUCUUGAGCUGUCUUCUUGUCCGUAUUCUCAAAGCCCAUGGGGAAAAGGGCCUCCAUAUCGAUCAGCUGGUUUGUCUGGUGCUGGAGGCCUGGCAGAAGGGUCCAAAUCCCCCCGGAAGCCUGGGCCGCACUGUUGCAGGAGGCGUGGUCUGUACCAGUACAGAUGUCCUUUCUUGCAUCCUCCACCUCCUGGGCCAGGGCUACGUGGAGCGGCGCGACGAUCGGCCCCAGAUCCUGAUGUAUGCCACCCCAGAGCCUACGGGGCCUUGCCGGGGUCAGGCAGAGGUCCCAUUCUGUGGCAACCAGACCACCAAGACCUCCAAGCCUAGCCCAGAAGCUGUAGUUGCCCUGGCAUCUCUCCAGCUGCCUGCAGGCCGCACCAUGAGCCCCCAGGAGGUCGAAGGGUUGAUGGAGCAGACGGUACGGCAGGUGCAGGAGACGCUGAACCUAGAGCCAGAUGUGGCUCAGCACCUUUUGGCUCAUUCCCACUGGGGUGCUGAACAGCUGCUGCAGAGCUACAGCGAGAACCCCGAGCCCCUGUUGUUGGCGGCUGGGCUGUGCGUCCCCCAGGCCUGGGCCGCCCCUUCCCGCCCCGACCAAUGCCCUGUGUGUGUCAGCCCACUGGAGCCCGACGAUGACUUGCCCUCCCUCUGCUGCAUGCACUACUGCUGUAAGUCUUGCUGGAAUGAGUAUCUGACAACUCGGAUUGAGCAGAACCUUGUGUUGAAUUGCACCUGCCCCAUUGCUGACUGCCCUGCGCAGCCCACGGGAGCCUUUAUCCGGGCCAUUGUCUCCUCACCAGACGUCAUUUCCAAGUACGAGAAGGCCCUUCUGCGUGGCUAUGUGGAGAGCUGCUCCAACCUGACCUGGUGCACCAACCCCCAGGGCUGCGACCGCAUCCUGUGCCGCCAGGGCCUGGGCUGUGGGACCACCUGCUCCAAGUGUGGCUGGGCCUCCUGCUUCAACUGUAGUUUCCCUGAGGCGCACUACCCUGCCAGCUGUGGCCACAUGUCCCAGUGGGUCGACGACGGCGGCUACUACGACGGCAUGAGCGUGGAGGCCCAGAGCAAGCACCUGGCCAAGCUCAUCUCCAAGCGCUGUCCCAGCUGCCAGGCUCCCAUUGAGAAGAACGAGGGGUGUCUGCAUAUGACCUGUGCCAAAUGCAACCACGGAUUUUGCUGGCGCUGCCUCAAGUCCUGGAAGCCAAAUCACAAAGACUACUACAACUGCUCUGCCAUGGUAAGCAGAGCAGCUCGCCAGGAGAAGCGGUUUCAGGACUAUAACGAGAGAUGUACUUUCCAUCACCAGGCCCGGGAGUUUGCCGUGAGCCUGCGGAACCGCGUGUCUGCCAUCCACGAGGUGCCGCCCCCCAGAUCCUUCACCUUCCUCAGUGACGCCUGCCGGGGACUGGAGCAGGCCCGCAAGGUGCUGGCCUAUGCCUGCGUGUACAGCUUCUACAAUCAGGGCACGGAGUACAUGGACGUGGUGGAGCAGCAGACCGAGAACCUGGAGCUGCAUACCAACGCCCUGCAGAUACUCCUCGAGGAGACGCUGCUGCGGUGCGGAGACCUGGCCUUGUCCCUGCGCCUCCUGCGUGCCGACUGCCUCAGCACCGGCCUGGAGCUGCUCCGGAGGAUCCAAGAGAGGCUGCUGGCUAUCCUGCAGCAUUCUACCCAGGACUUCAGGGUCGGUCUGCAGAGCCCAUCGUUAGAGACCCGAGAGGCGAAAGGAUCCAACGUGCCUGGCAGUCAGCCCCAGGGCUCCUCUGGGCUGGAGGUGGAUGAGGAGGAGGAUGAGGAGGAUGAUGUGCCCGAGUGGCAGCAGGACGAGUUUGAUGAGGAGCUGGACAACGACAGCUUUUCCUAUGACGAGGAGUCCGAGAACCUGGACCGAGACACUUUCUUCUUCGGUGAUGAGGAGGAUGAUGAGGCCUACGACUGAGGGGCAGGACACAGGGAACACGUGGAGCCACCCCAGAGUCCUGGGGGCCGAGGAGGGGAGGUCGCCCCUUCCUGCCAUUGUUGGGGGAGGCGAUUCCCAGUGUCUGCAGUACCUUCUGUUUACUGAAUAAACUUUUUUCCACAUCCC